AUGUCAGGAUCUGAGAGUCCAGAGAACUCCGAGCUGGUCUCCGCCAUCAAAGACCAAGUGGAAGAAUGGUCGACCAGUAGUAACGAUGCGCUUCACAUCUCGCUCUACCGCGGCGACAAGGUCGUGUCAGAGGUCGAACCAGCUUUUACAUAUCCCAUAUUCGGCGAGGAAGAGGUUGUCUUUGGCUAUCGUGGAUUGGACAUGUCGCUGUCCCUGGCUGCACACAACCUGAGACCACACAUGAGCAUCUCCUGGACAGAGCAGUUCCCCCAGUUAGGCGAUAUCAAGGCCUCCGAUAUCCGUGGAGCUCUACGAGACUUUGUCCCCGAAUCAGCCUUUGCUACCGAGUCACGAGCUGAAGCUCUCGCCGAUUCCGACGCCAAUUCUUUCAGACCUCCAGGCACACUUCUGCAUUCCUACACACACGAAGACCAAACCUUUGAAAUCUGGAAGGCCUCCUUGGCUGACGACGGAGCCAAGGAAAUCAUGCAAAACGCCCAAAUACUGGUCCCUAUGUUCAUCGAAGGAGGCACUAUCCUUGAACUCGAUGAGCCCUGGGUCGCAGCCCGCUGGACCCUCUUCAUGCUCUACCAGGUCGACCAGAAGCAGACAGAUACUUCGCCAUACACAUUUGUCGGUUUCUCAACAUCAUACCGCGUGUUCACAUUGCCUGAUCGCCAGGCAUUUGCAAAGAGCGAUCACGUUGUGCCCCAACGCAGUGAAUCAGACAUGGAUGCGAUCCUCCGCCGAUGGAACCCGGACACCAUGGACGAGGACACAGAAGAUGUCAAGUCUCCCCUGCAACUACCAAGCCGCGAACGCAUCUCACAAUUCUUGAUUAUACCAACCCAUCAAGGAUCUGGACAUGGCGCUAGACUUUACAACACCGUCUUCACCAAUCUCAUCACUCCCGAUAACAUCUACGAGCUGACAGUCGAGGACCCGAAUGAGGCUUUUGACGACAUGCGCGACAUCUGCGACUUGCUUUGGCUUCGCAAGAACAGUGAUGAUUUCGCUUCCUUGAAGAUCGAAACUCAGAUUGACAGCGCGAAGCUCAAGAUGAACGAGAAGAUCCCAGUUGACGACAUUGUCUCGGGCGAUGCUAAAGCUCGCAUCAAGAAGACAAGCAAGAUCAUGCCUCGCCAACUAGGAAGGCUGAUUGAGAUGGAGACAUAUUCAAAGAUACCCAAAUUGAACCGAUCGGUCAAUCGCAUCACGAGGAAGGAGAAGAGCACCAACGAGAUGGAUCGUGCUUACUACCUCUGGCGGCUGUACGUCAAACAACGCCUCAUGAUUGCCAACCUCGACACACUCGCACAACUUGACCGCGAAGAGCGUAUUGAGAGACUGGAAGCAACCGUCGAGAACAUUCAAGUAGACUACGAUCGCCUCCUCGAGCUUGCCCGAAAGCGCGCUCGCUCCCUUGACAGCCAAGCCGGAAGUACGCACAGCAGUUCGAAACGCAAGAAGAAGGUCGUUGUUGAAUCCGACGAAGGAGAAGAUGAUGCAGAGGCCGGCGAUGUGGCACCUGUGUCUUCCAAGAAGAAGAGAAAGAUUACCUAG
Messenger RNA from Aureobasidium namibiae CBS 147.97, 1563 nucleotides. Its product is annotated as histone acetyltransferase type B catalytic subunit. The record is from RefSeq and is a predicted model, not a curated record. NCBI's taxonomy places the organism in Eukaryota, Fungi, Ascomycota, Dothideomycetes, Dothideales, Saccotheciaceae. Gene Ontology annotation, molecular function: histone H4 acetyltransferase activity. The transcript is spliced from 2 exons. The coding region runs from base 1 to 1563 and encodes 520 amino acids. Gene Ontology annotation, biological process: subtelomeric heterochromatin formation. Gene Ontology annotation, cellular component: nucleus.